GGUGAUGUACAUUGAAAGAGACGUCCGAAAGGCCACGCCAGGAAAAGAGCAACAAAGCGGCAAUGAAUACCUGUCAAAAUGCCUGACCCUCUUCAUCCGUCACACUGUGCACGAACUGCCAGCCAUCCUGGAUGACAUCCUGUCCGUGUUAGGCAGCAUUGUGGGAAGGAAGCACCCCUCUCCUACACAGUCCCGUCAGCUGAAGCAGAACCUCCCCAUGAUGGCUGUGGUGCUGCAUCUGCUCACUUCACAGAUCUUCCGACCCCAGGUGGUGACUGAGGCCUUUCUCAUCAAAUUUGGGAAACUGCUGAAUCACAUAACCUCCAUUGACUCUAAUGAGACCAGUUUGGGAAGUGCUAUAGGUCAAGCAGCAUCCGAGGAGCUGAUCAGAAACACUCUAUCUGCAGUGGAGGCCAUUUCCCAGCAUCCCGUUCUUCUCAGCCUCUAUCACUGCACUGUUGUGGAUUUGAUUGUACCGCCACUGGCGUCUCUGGCCUUCAGUAAAAACGUGGAAUGGCGUAUUGUGAGUUUGCGUGUGCUGUCAGAGAUCACGCUGCUCCUGCUGCUGAGCCAAGACGCGGUGGAGGAGAGAGAGAGAGAUGGAGGGAGAGAACGAGAGGGAGAGUGGGAAGGUGAAGGCAUCUCCUCCAACACUCGCUUGCUGACGCUCAUCUCUGAGGCCCUGCUGCCACAGUAUGUGACUCUGCUCCUGGAGCCAGAUCCUGUACCAGUGUAUGCUCUUAAACUGCUGGUGUCCCUCACUGAGCACAGCUCACCCGUCAGCAGGCUUGUUAGAGAGAGCCGUCUCCUGCCUGCUAUCUUUCAAGUCAUAGAGGAGCACCAGAAUAACACAGUUGGCGGCAUGAUGCAGAACGCCAUGGCUCUCCUCAGCAAUUUGAUUGGGCAGAAGGGCACGGACCUCCGACCGUUCUACAAGCAAGGUGUAAUUGAGGUGGUGAGUAAUGUCUUUGUGGAAGUCUCUGGUGUAUAUCUGGACAGAGAAAUGCACUCAGGGAUGAAGAGCUGUUCUUCUCUGCUCCUGUGUCUGCUGGACAUCAUCCACUGCCUACUCAAAAACCUUUCAGCUGUAGUCCGACUGGCCCUCCAGAGAUCAGACAGUAAUGAAAACACUGAGGCUGCAGAGGAACUGCUACUCAUCAACAAGCCACUGACAGACCUAAACAACCUCCUCAUUCAACUGCUGGCGUGUAAUGACAGUGAGGUGUAUGAGGAGGCCAGUCACAGUGUGUCUCUGCUGGCUCAGCUGUAUGGAGGAGAGGGUGUGGAGCGCCUGCAGUCGGAGGAGAUGCUCAGCCUGGCACACGCACUGCAGAUGCACACUGAGCCCAGACAGCAGAAAUUACUGCUCCGCGUGCUGAAACGAUUGAUGAGUGCAGUUGGCAGCUCCUGUUGGGGUUCUUCGGAAGGGCAGAUCCUGGUUCACGUGCUGCAGAAACUGGCGCUGUCUACUGGGUCUCAAUCAGACACGACAGUGGGAUCAGUAGCUGCAGAGAUUCUGAAGUCCAUCGGGUCCCAGGCAGAAUUGAGAUCCACAGAACAGAGUUUCUCUCCCGCUAUUUAAUGUGUGUUUAUAUUUGCACGUGUGAAAAACCUGCA
This is a messenger RNA of Rhinichthys klamathensis goyatoka, 1617 nucleotides long. Its product is annotated as serine/threonine-protein kinase ULK4-like. The transcript has 15 exons. The record is from RefSeq and is a predicted model, not a curated record. Bases 5 to 1582 code for a protein of 525 amino acids. NCBI's taxonomy places the organism in Eukaryota, Metazoa, Chordata, Actinopteri, Cypriniformes, Leuciscidae.